CACGUUGACCUGCGGCACUGGACCACGCUGCGGGCUCGGGACGGCGCCCGCGGACCCCGCGAGCGUGCCUUCCACACCGCCACCGUCAUCGGCGACUACAUGGUGGUCUACGGGGGGAACGUGCACAUCCACUACCACGAGGAGAAGUGCUACGAGGAUGAGAUCUUUUUCUAUCACCUCGGCUGCCACCAGUGGGUCCCCAGUGCCGAACUGGCCCACGGGCUGCCCCACGACCAGGGGUCCCGGGGGUCCCCGGGGCAGGGCCGCUACGCCCACGUGGCCGGGGUGCUGCGGGGCAGUGUGCUGCUGGUGGCGGGGGGCUUCAGCGGGGCCCCCCGAGGAGAUCUUCUGGCCUACAAAGUGCCGGCCUUCGUCUUCCAGGUGCCGGCCCAGAAUUACCACCUGGACUACUGCUCGCUCUACGCCGAGAGGGGGACCUCAACGUGA
Molecule: messenger RNA, 447 nt
Organism: Haliaeetus leucocephalus (bald eagle)
Lineage: Eukaryota; Metazoa; Chordata; Aves; Accipitriformes; Accipitridae
Product: multiple epidermal growth factor-like domains protein 8
Exons: 5
Coding region: 100-447 (115 amino acids)
Source: RefSeq, a predicted model, not a curated record